AAAAAUUUCUAUUUUCACUUGCAUAAAGUAAAAUUUACAUGUUGUCAGAAUGUAAUUUGACGCAAUGAUGAUCAAAUUUUAUUUGCAGGUUAUUUAUAAGGUAAACGAACAUAAUAUUAUAGAUUAAACUACACUGAUAGCGUAAAAGACUUUACGUUGUCAAUGCUAAUUAAUUCCACUACUAAUUCCUGUAACCUAGCCAGAUAAACCUUCGAAAAAAUCAACCUAAAUCAUAGUACUUCUAGUUUACUUUUACAUUAUACAGUCGAAAUUCAAAUUGAAGAAUGUACUACUGCACUUAUCUCAUUCAGUUAAUGCUACUAAGACUUUCAUCUCACACUAGUUCUCUGAGUUAAGGAUGGAUAGUUGACUGCAGCAACUUGUACUGGUCAACUCGCUUUCCAGUCUCAUGUGAAAAGUCUACACAGUUAAAUGAGUUACUUGGACUUGUACUAGAGUUAAACUUGUGCCUUCUCAAAUAGGCAAUGAAUGAUCAACUAGUUGAAGCCGUCAGCAGUGCUUCUUUACCUCUGGCAAACACUACUGAAGCCAAAGUAAGAUGUGUUGAGCGUGAGAGGGAUGCCCUAUUAAGAUUCAAGCGAAGUCUCACGGAUCCCUCUGACCGACUGGCUUCUUGGAUUGGCGAAGAAUGCUGCAUAUGGAAAGGUGUUUCUUGUGACGUACAAACUGGUAAUGUCAUCAGGCUUGACCUCAAAGAUACAUCAGGCAAUUGCUAUCGGAAGAAAAUGGGAUAUCUGAUUUCUGGCAAUUCGUCGUGCUUGGGUGGCAAGAUCAGUCCUGCUUUACUUGACUUGCAACAUUUAGAGUAUUUAGACCUUGGUGGAAAUGACUUCCAAGGACUUGCCACUCCCACUUUCUUGGGUUCUUUUGAAAAACUACAAUACCUAAACCUCACUCGUUCAUCUCUCGUUGGUAUUCCUCCUUCAUUUGGGAAUCUGUCAAAUUUACAAUAUUUAGGCCUACGUGCAUAUUCCUAUCCUUACGAUACUGUUGAAAGUAGUUGGAUCAAAGAUUUGAAUUGGGUUUCUGGUUUGUCCUCUUUGAAGUAUCUUGAUCUUUCUCAUGUGAACCUUUCUUUGGCAACACAUUGGCUUGAGUCUUUUAAUAAGCUGCCAUCCUUAGUGACUCUGAACUUGGUGAACAGUAAUCUUAAUCAUCUCCCUUUCUCCUUUCCCAACUGGAAUAUGACUUCCCUUUCUAAUCUCUACCUUUCAGGCAAUAACUUUGUUAAUUCUGUGUUGCCUAAAUGGUUGUCUAAUGCCACCACCCUUCAGACACUUGAUAUAGCAAUCAACAACAUAGAAGGCCCAAUAUCAAAUGUUGAAUGGGGUAAACUAUGUAAUCUGCGGGAUUUGUAUCUAACGCAGAAUAAAAUUAAUGGAGACAUAAGCGGAGUAGUGGAAGGGUUGUCCAGCUGCAACAACAACACCCUAGAGUUCUUAGGUCUUGCUGGAAACCGGUUGACAGGGAAGUUUCCGAAUUCAUUAGGACAUUUGAAGAACUUAAGGAUGAUUAGUGUAUCUUUUAACCAGAUAUCUGGCAGGAUUCCCACAUCUAUUAAGAAGCUGUCAAGGUUGGAAAUUUUGGACUUGGGACAAAAUCAACUGAAGGGAGUCUUACCUGAAAGUAUAUUUAAUCUUACUGAAUUAACUCAGUUGUUCCUUGCAACAAAUGAUUGGGAAGGCGAUCUUUCGCAAAAUGACUUUGCAAGACUCCAUCAACUGAAGGUUUUAGCCAUAUCAUGUGGAGAAAGGUUUGCUGUCAACUUGAGCAGUGAAUGGAUUCCUCCAUUUAACCUCACAUAUAUCGAGCUCAGAAAAUGCAGUUUGGGCCCCAAGUUACCGACAUGGCUGAAAACUCAGAAGCAACUUCACACUAUUAUUCUCUCCAAUGACUCCAUUUCAGAUCCUAUACCUGCUUGGCUUUGGACAAUGUGCUCACAAUUGCAGUUUCUCGAUCUAUCAGAUAAUGAGAUUGGUGGAAAUCUUCCAAGGUUAGUAAAUUUUCCAUCAUCGCUAAGCCGGACAGUGGACUUCUAUUCUAGUUACAGUGUUGGUGUUGUGGUGGACUUAAGUUCCAAUAGCUUCCAUGGUUUGUUACCUCUUUGGCCAAAUGUGACACAUUUGAAUCUCGCGAACAACCUGUUUUCAGGAUCUAUUCCUGAAAACAUUGGUCAUAUGAUGACAAAACUCCAAGUUAUAGAUCUAUCCGGAAAUGCUUUUACAGGAUCUGUACCAUAUUCAAUAACAAGAGUGAAGCAGCUAAUGAGAUUGGACCUUUCAGACAAUCAUUUAUCUGGAAAGAUCCCUGACUGGUGGGAUGAGUUGCAACAACUUCAUGUCAUAGAUUUGUCAGGAAAUACUCUUUCAGGUGGUAUUCCUCCUUCAAUAUGUUCACCACCUUCACUUUUUUGGUUGAGCUUGAGUCGUAAUAACCUUUCCGGAGAACUUCCAAAAUCAUUAAGCUACUGCAAAAGCUUGCUUACACUUGAUAUUGGAGAGAAUAAAAUCAGUGGCUCCAUACCGGAGUGGUUCGGAGAAAGUCUCAUACCUUUGCAAAUGCUUAGAAUGACGGACAACAUGAUUGGUGGAUACAUUCCACCACAACUUUGCCUACUUCUUGGCCUUCAAAUUCUUGAUCUUUCCCAUAACAAUUUGACAGGUUCUAUCCCUUCCUGCUUAGGAAGUCUGAGGGGUCUUAAGUCCGUGAAAUUUCACAAGUGGCAUCCCAAUUACUACUACUUCAACUAUGUUUUUACGCCCAAGAUGGAGUUGGUUAAGAAGGGAACAAGGAUGACAUACACCUCUACCUUAGAUCAAGUGAAUCUUAUUGAUCUUUCAAGCAACAAUCUUCAUGGGGAAAUUCCAAAUGAGAUUACAGGCCUUUCAGCAGUGGGCACUUUGAAUUUAUCUUGGAACCAAUUAUCAGGAAGAAUUCCAGAUGACAUAGGGAGCAUGCAGCUUUUGGAGACACUAGACCUUUCCUCUAACCAUCUCUCAGGUUCUAUCCCAUUGAGCAUGACAUCCAUCACUUCAUUGAGCCAUCUUAACUUGUCGUAUAACAACCUUGGUGGCCCUAUCCCAUCAAAAAACCAAUUUGGAACCUUCACUAAUCCUUCAAGUUUUGAAGGUAAUCCAGAACUGUGUGGGAAACCAUUGAAUACGGAUUGCUCUCCACCCAGAAAAAGAGAAAUGAAUAAGAAGAUUGAAGAAGACGAUGAUGAUGAUGGGGAAGAAAGGCUGUGGUUUUUAGUGAGCGCGGGAAUAGGAUUUGUCAUAGCAUUUUUAGUGACAUUUAGUAGCUUGACAGUGAAGAAGUCCUGGGGACACAGCUACUUCCAUUUCUUGGAGGAAGUUGGAGAAAGAAUUAUCAGGAGCUGUAUUGUUUUCAAGGCUUGCUUGUUUAGGAUUUUCAAAGUCAGAAGGAAGUAGGUUCUAAAGUAUUUAUUGCAACCAAGAGCUGUUUCUGCUUAUUAUAUUUUUCAUCAUCUAGUUUAGUUAUCAGCUCAUAUACAGUCUAUUUUCUGACACCCUAUUAUGUGUAUAUACAGUAACUGUUUCUGCUUAACUUUACUUUUGAUAGUUCUUUAGCUAUGGUGUUUGUAUCCAUAGUACUUGGUUUUAUUGCACUGAAUAAAAAAGGUGACCCUUGUCCUUCUGUUC
Molecule: messenger RNA, 3683 nt
Organism: Capsicum annuum
Lineage: Eukaryota; Viridiplantae; Streptophyta; Magnoliopsida; Solanales; Solanaceae
Product: receptor-like protein EIX2
Exons: 2
Coding region: 486-3452 (988 amino acids)
Biological process (GO): hormone-mediated signaling pathway
Cellular component (GO): plasma membrane
Molecular function (GO): protein binding
Source: RefSeq, a predicted model, not a curated record